Molecule: messenger RNA, 1149 nt
Organism: Perognathus longimembris pacificus (Pacific pocket mouse)
Lineage: Eukaryota; Metazoa; Chordata; Mammalia; Rodentia; Heteromyidae
Gene: Rimklb
Product: ribosomal modification protein rimK like family member B
Exons: 5
Coding region: 13-1149 (378 amino acids)
Biological process (GO): protein modification process
Cellular component (GO): cytoplasm
Molecular function (GO): ligase activity, forming carbon-nitrogen bonds; metal ion binding; ATP binding
Source: RefSeq, a predicted model, not a curated record
AGCGGGAUCACCAUGUGCAGCGCCAUGGCGGCCAAGCUGUGGUUCCUGACCGACCGGCGCAUCCGCGAGGACUACCCGCAGAGAGAGAUCCUCCGUGCCCUCAAGGCCAAGUGCUGCGAGGAGGAGCUGGACUUCCGGGCGGUGCUGAUGGACGAGGUGGUCCUGACCGUGGAGCAGGGGAACCUGGGUGUGCGGAUCAACGGAGAGCUCAUCUCUGCCUACCCUCAGGUGGUGGUCGUGAGGGUCCCCACCCCCUGGGUGCAGAGCGACAGCGACAUCACCGUCCUGCGCCACCUAGAGAAAAUGGGCUGCCGCCUGAUGAACCGACCCCAGGCCAUCCUGAACUGUGUCAACAAAUUCUGGACGUUUCAAGAGUUGGCCGGCCAUGGCGUCCCCUUGCCAGACACCUUCUCCUACGGUGGCCACGAAAACUUCGCCAAAAUGAUCGACGAGGCGGAGGUGCUGGAGUUCCCGAUGGUGGUGAAGAACACUCGGGGCCACAGAGGCAAAGCUGUGUUCCUGGCGCGUGACAAGCACCACCUGGCUGACCUGAGCCACCUCAUCCGCCACGAGGCGCCCUACCUGUUCCAGAAAUACGUGCAGGAGUCCCACGGCCGGGACGUGCGGGUCAUCGUGGUCGGCGGCCGCGUGGUGGGCACCAUGCUCCGCUGCUCCACCGACGGGCGGAUGCAGAGCAACUGCUCCCUAGGUGGCGUGGGCAUGAUGUGCACCCUGAGCGAGCAGGGCCAGCAGCUGGCCGUGCAGGUGUCCAACAUCCUGGGCAUGGAUGUGUGCGGGAUCGACCUGCUGAUGAAGGACGACGGCUCCUUCUGCGUGUGCGAGGCCAACGCCAACGUGGGGUUCAUGGCCUUCGACAAGGCCUGCGACCUGGACGUGGCCGGGACGAUCGCGGACUACGCCGCCUCGCUGCUGCCCCCCGGCCGCCUCACGCGGCGCAUGUCCCUCCUGUCGGUGGUGUCCACCGCCAGCGAGACCAGCGAGCCCGAGCUGGGGCCCGCGGCCAGCGCCAGCUCCAGCUCCGUCGACAGCGACCCCGAGAGCGGCGCCGAGCCCCUGGGCCAGCUGCCCGCCGCGCUCUUCAACAUGAACCAGCUGCUAGCCAAUGAGAUCAAGCUCCUGGUCGAGUGA